UGGUUACCUUAACAGUUAACAGUCAACCUUACCGUAGCCUCAUCACAUGGUGUCGUUUGUUUUCAAAAUUCCCUUGUGAAAAAUGCCAAGAUGAAACGAGUUUGUCUUCUAGACUUUUAGAAGUGUUUUUCCCUUUCUUGCCUUCCGCCGAGAUGGAUCGUCUUCGUUACUAUUCCCGCUUUUUGCUGCCACAGUUCCAGAUGUGGCGGCGUUACUCGAGUAUCCGUGGUUUGUCCAGAUCUCACGCAAGAUGUGCAGAAGCUGUGAAAAGAUCUGUAGACCGGGAUUUGAAGGAAGGGACGGAAAUGGAGGGAUUUCUAGUGAAUAAGGUGAGCUACGUGCCGGAGUUCAACAUGACGAUGGUGCGUCUGAGACACGUGAAGACCGGUUGCGAUUACCUGCACCUGGCCCGGGACGACCAGAACAAUGUCUUCGCUGUCAGCUUCAGGACCACCCCGACAGACUCCACCGGGCUACCGCACAUCCUCGAACACACGACGCUAUGCGGAAGCCAGAAAUACCCUUGCCGAGACCCCUUCUUCAAGAUGCUCAACAGGUCCAUGGCCACUUUCAUGAAUGCCUUCACAGGCCCGGAUUACACGAUGUACCCGUUCGCCACUCAAAACCGGACCGAUUUCAGUAAUUUAAUGUCCGUCUAUAUGGACGCCGUGUUCCAUCCAAAUUUGAGAGAACUAGACUUCAGGCAAGAGGGUUGGCGGCUUGAACACGAGAUAACCAACGACAAAAACACCCCCAUCGUGUUCAAAGGAGUGGUUUUUAAUGAGAUGAAAGGUGCUUUUUCGGAGAACCAAUCGAUUUUCGGCGAAGCCCUUUUAAACAACAUCCUACCAUCCCAUACGUAUGGCGUGAUAUCGGGCGGUGAUCCGAAAGUCAUACCUACCCUCACGUACAGCGAUUUGAAAGCAUUCCAUAAAAAAUACUACCACCCGUCCAACUGCAGGAUAUACAGCUAUGGGAACUUCCCCCUGCAGGAAACGCUGAAUUUCGUCAAUAAAAACUACCUAAUGGAUUGGCCCGAUACGCAAGAUUUCGGGAAAAUGACCAAAGUGCCGUCGGAGCCGCGAUGGGACUCGGAGAGGCGAAAGUCGAUCCACUGUAGACCGGACCCUUUUGCGAGUAAUCCAAAAAAGCAGUCGUCGAUCGCCAUUUCGACUCUUUGCAACGAUAUCAAGUCGCCGCAGGAAACUUUCGUCAUGGAAGUUUUAUCGGAGUUGCUGGUGAGAGGGCCGAAUUCGGCGUUUUACAAGUCUCUCGUCGAACCCAACAUCGGGGGUGGAUUCAACCCCGUAACGGGAUACGACUCACAGACCAGGGACAGUAUAUUUUCCGUAGGUCUGUCAUCAGUCGACCAGAGCGAUUUUGACAACAUAGUAGAAAUUUAUCAUAAAACUAUCGACAAAGUUAUCGAAGAGGGCUUUGAAGAGAAUAACGUCAAAGCGAUAUUGCAUUCGAUCGAACUUAAUACGAAACACCAGUCGACCGAUUUCGGUCUGGGCAUACUGUUCGCACUGACUCCCGUUUGGAAUCACGACGGAGACGUUGCGAAAAUGUUGAAGGUCAACGACAAAGUGAUGAAGCUGAAAAAAUGCAUUGCCGACAACCCACUGUAUUUUCAGGAUUUAGUUCAGGAGAUGCUAAAAGACAACCACCAUCGGCUUAUCCUCACGAUGAGUCCGGACGAUGGCUUCGAGGCGAAAGGGGCCUCGGCGGAAAACGAUUUGUUGACGCAGAAGCUCGCAAGCUUGACCAACUUGCAAAAAGAUAACAUAUACAACCAAGGGUUGGAACUCGCAAGGGACCAAGAAUUAAAGCAAGACGUCAACGUUCUGCCUACAUUGACCACAUCCGAUUUGAAUGAUGAUGUAGAAAGAGUCAAACUGAAAGGAUUUAUGGUUCACAAAGUUCCUACUCAAAUGUGUCUGGUUCCGACUAACGGCCUCACUUACUUUAGAGGGGUCGUCAAUACUAACAUACUAUCGGACGAGGCCAAAAACGUCCUACCCCUCUUCUGCUCCAUCGUCACGAAGAUGGGCACCAAAACACAUGACUACCGACAAAUGGAUCAGCAGAUACAGUUGAAGACGGGAGGUGUCUCUUUCUCGACUCACAUCGCCGAAAACAUUUACGAUACCGGUUCGUAUGAGGAGGGGGUCCUGUUCUCUUCUUUCUGCCUCGACAGGAACGUCAAGGCGAUGAUGGGCAUCUUUUCGGAAUUGUUCAAUUCGGUGAAUCUCCAGGACCAGAAACGGUUUGAAACCCUCGUAAAAAUCACCGCUAACAAUGUGAUCCACGGUAUCGCCGACAGCGGCCACCUGUACGCCCUAUCCACCGCCGCCUCGUUAAUUUCUCCCUCCGCGCUCAGGAAAGAACAAUUCGGUGGUCUUACCUUCGUACAGACGAUGAAGGAAUUGUCACAGAAGAAAAACCUCUCGGACUGUUUGGACAUGAUGAACGGAAUCGCGGACAUAGUCAUGAAAAAAAGGUUAAUCAGACUCGCCGUCAACACGAACCCCGAAUGCGAAGAAAAAGUCCUGUCCAGCUUGGAAGGCUUUUUAAAAAGCGUACCCGGCGAAUUUAAACAGCCUUUCGAACUGUCGAAACCGGACAACUUUAAGACAGGCGCUUUCGCCAUUCACCACGUCCUUCCAUUUCCGGUGAGCUACGCCGCAUAUUGCGUCCCGACGGUGGAGUACACGCAUUCAGACUUUCCGGUGCUCAGGGUCUUAGCGAGGCUUUUGACUUCCAAGUACCUUCUCGUCAAAAUAAGAGAAAAGGGCGGAGCGUACGGGGCCGGUGCGAACGUCUCCACCUCGGGCACAUUCAGCUUCUACUCCUACAGGGAUCCCAAGCCCUACGACACCUUCGACACGUUCAACUCUUCCAGAGAGUGGAUCCAAGCCGGGAACUUCACCGAUCAGGACGUCGAGGAGGCCAAACUCGGUGUCUUUCAGUCCAUCGACGCUCCCGUGCCACCCGGAUCGAAAGGAGUGCGCAAUUUCCUACUCGGCAUCUCGGACGACGAGCUCCAGCGACACAGGGAGGUCUUAAUUCGUCUUAAGAAGGAAGAUGUCAUCCGAACGGCUUCGCAUCUGGAGUCAAAAAUCCAGGGCCGAGCCCUCAUAGGACCUCCCAACGAAACUAUUUUAACGAGGAAGAAAGAAAACUGGACCAAGAGGAUAACUGAAUAGAUUAAAAUAUAGUUUAUUAUUUUUUAAAAAUAUCGUUUUGUUGUUGAUGUUAAUUACUAUAAAUAGAUUCGUUUGUUUAACUUUGA
Molecule: messenger RNA, 3295 nt
Organism: Cimex lectularius (bed bug)
Lineage: Eukaryota; Metazoa; Arthropoda; Insecta; Hemiptera; Cimicidae
Product: presequence protease, mitochondrial-like
Exons: 2
Coding region: 153-3209 (1018 amino acids)
Biological process (GO): protein processing
Cellular component (GO): mitochondrial matrix
Molecular function (GO): metal ion binding
Source: RefSeq, a predicted model, not a curated record